AUGGCCGGGGAAGCUAAUUUGUCCAAAGGGUCUUUCGGCCGGUUCAGCGGAGCGUGCCGUAUCGUAUCGAAUACACAGCCCUUCCAACCCGCCGCCGCCGUAAGUUCUAUAGUCGGACACGCCGCACACAAUAAAGACGCGACUGUGACGACCGAAGCGUACGGAACAAGUCGUGUCCGCUAUUGUGUGCGUGUGUGUUUGAUACCUGGUCACAACAAACCCAAUUUUCCCGGCUGCCAUUUACCCGUCCCCCGGGGGCCGGAGGAUCGCACCCCCUCGCCCGGCGCCGUCGUCUCGUCCCGAAACAUCGCGUCAUCCGGCGGCAAGACCGCGGCCCCCUUUGUGUACGCCGUUUUCUUCCGAGCCUCCGGGCUGACCGUCCGACCGGAAGUCGCCCGAGUGUAUAUAUAUAUACAAACACGCUCCUAA
Molecule: messenger RNA, 429 nt
Organism: Macrosiphum euphorbiae (potato aphid)
Lineage: Eukaryota; Metazoa; Arthropoda; Insecta; Hemiptera; Aphididae
Source: the annotation of a GenBank genome assembly